UUUUUCGAUAUAGCUGUCGACAAUCUUUUUGCUGAACCUGCAGUGUUAAAGUGGAUUAAAGAAAACCUCGCAGACUGGAGAAGUUGUGUUAUAGUGUCUCCUGAUGCUGGAGGAGCAAAACGGGUUACUUCCAUUGCUGACCGUCUGAAUGUGGACUUUGCUCUUAUACACAAGGAGAGAAAGAAAGCGAAUGAGGUGGCUUCCAUGGUUUUGGUUGGAGAUGUAAAAGACAAAAUUGCCAUUUUGGUUGAUGACAUGGCUGACACGUGUGGUACAAUUUGUCAUGCAGCCGAAAAGUUAAUGCAAGCAGGGGCAAGUAAAGUUUAUGCCAUUCUCACUCAUGGAAUUUUCUCUGGACCUGCUAUCUCUCGAAUCAACAAUGCUUGCUUUGAGGCCGUUGUUGUCACCAACACAAUACCUCAAGACCAGCACAUGAAAGAAUCCCCUAAGAUUCAGUGCAUUGAUGUGUCAACGAUCCUGGCUGAAGCUAUUCGCCGCACUCACAAUGGAGAAAGUGUUACAUAUCUGUUUAGGCAUGUGCCGAUGUAGCAGUGUUUUUGCAUGUGCUUUGAAUUGGUUCCAAUAGUGUGUAUUGAAGUUUUUUUAUGAUUAAGGAUCUUAUCUUGUAGUUUUACAAGCUGUAGAAAACAUUAUCUUGUUUUUUAAAACGUAAAGAUUAACCACUUUUUUAUAUUUUUCAUGAAAGUUAAUGAUUUUUCAAAUUUUAUACUAGUAUUGAAAUUAGAUUAAUCAAUUAAUGUUCUUUCAUUAUUUUUUAUUUUCUGAUAAACGAUCUGUUGUAGAGUAACUUGCUUGAUAAAAGAAAAUUGUUGGGUUUUCUUCAUGGUUUCACGAGACAGUCUGGAGGGCCAACUAUUAAAACUGAUUGUUUUAAAAUGUUAUACUUUUUUUAAGAAGCUCCAUUCUCUAAUGAAGUAUCUAAGUGACUUUUUUUAUUUAUGGUUGUUUUAAUAACAACUUUGAAACUUUCUAGAAAUACAAUAUAUUGGGUUGAUUGAUUGUAUAGUGUAAGGGAUUAACGUUGAUCGAUUGUACUGUGUAAGGGAUUAACGUUAUCUUUGUACCAGGUUGAUCGAUUGUACUGUGUAAGGGAUUAACGUUAUCUUUGUGCCAGGUUGAUCGAUUGUAUAGUGUAAGGGGUUAACGUUAUCUUUGUGCUAGACAGAAGAGUGUAUUCAUUUGAAAGCAGAUAUGUUGGGCUCCUUUAAGAAAAUAAUAUUAAAAACGAAUGUUUGGACAAAAAAGGGUGGAUAUUUGUUAAUUUUCAA
Messenger RNA from Limulus polyphemus (Atlantic horseshoe crab), 1289 nucleotides. RefSeq names its product ribose-phosphate pyrophosphokinase 2-like. The coding region runs from base 205 to 549 and encodes 114 amino acids. Gene Ontology annotation, cellular component: ribose phosphate diphosphokinase complex; cytoplasm. The record is from RefSeq and is a predicted model, not a curated record. Lineage: Eukaryota; Metazoa; Arthropoda; Merostomata; Xiphosura; Limulidae. Gene Ontology annotation, biological process: purine nucleotide biosynthetic process; 5-phosphoribose 1-diphosphate biosynthetic process. Gene Ontology annotation, molecular function: ATP binding; ribose phosphate diphosphokinase activity; magnesium ion binding. The transcript has 5 exons.